AUGUCGUACGACCUGCCGCAGCCUAGCUGUGACAGCGGAAACUUUGCAAGCUUUUUCGAUAACUGCAAUAAACAUCCAGUCAAUUAUAUACUCCCGGAGAACUACGAGAGAAAGGACACACACCCGUUCAUCGCAGGCGGGUUCGUCUGGACGGGCUGGGACUAUCUCGGCGAGCCGUAUCACCACACGCAGGCGCGCAGCAGCUCGAGCGACGCGCUUGCAAUGGUCCGUGCUCGUGAUAGUGGGAUCCUUACUGUUCGGGCUGGGAGUGAGGAUCUGGGCUCAUCUACACUCACGGUCGAGGCACUGAGUGAGAGCUCGCAUAUACCGGUCUAA
Molecule: messenger RNA, 336 nt
Organism: Aspergillus steynii IBT 23096
Lineage: Eukaryota; Fungi; Ascomycota; Eurotiomycetes; Eurotiales; Aspergillaceae
Exons: 4
Coding region: 1-336 (111 amino acids)
Source: RefSeq, a predicted model, not a curated record